AUGCGUAUCCGCACCCUGCACCCAACACCGCCGGCCGCCGCUGUCUCGCUCAUAGAUCGUCACUACACUCUCCAGUACGUGCUCUACCGCCAAGCAAGCUUCGAGCAAUGGCGGCGCCAUAUCAUCACUCACGGCCCUCCGCGCGCGCGCGACCACCGUUUCUUCCUCGCUGCUGCCGUGUUCCUGACCGCCGCCGCUUGCGCCGGCGUCGCGGAGGCACGGUACGGCGCUGGUCGGAGCACCCCGGUGGCGGCGAUCGUGAGCGAGGAGCUCUAUUCGUCUCUCUUCCCGCAUAGGGACGAUGCGAACUGCUCCAAGGGGUUCUACACCUACGCGUCUUUCAUCCGGGCUACCAGGAAGUUCCCCAAGUUCGGUGGCACCGGCGACCUCGUCACCCGCAAGCGCGAGAUCGCCGCCUUCCUCGCGCAGAUUUCCCAGGAGACGACGGGAGGCUGGGCGGCGGCGCCGGACGGCCCAUACAUGUGGGGUCUGUGUUUCAAGGAUGAGAUCAGCCCGCAGAGCAGCUACUGCGACGCCACCAACAAGCAGUGGCCGUGCUACCCCGGCAAGUCCUACAACGGCAGAGGACCCAUCCAACGCUCAUGGAACUACAACUACGGGCCUGCCGGGGAGGCCCUGGGCUUCGACGGGCUGCGGAACCCGGAGCGGGUGUCCACCUGCCCGGACACGGCGUUCCAGACGGCGCUGUGGUUCUGGAUGACGCCCAGGCAGCCCAGGCCGUUGAUGAUGUUGGUGACCAGCCCAAAGCCGGCGGUGCAUGCAUGGGUGUCGCCAGUUGUGGAUUGCAUAAAACUUAACAUCGAUGACGCUUUUAAUGAGCAUACAAGACAAGGAGGAUGGUGUUUUGUUGCACGAAACCACCAGGGAGUAGCAAGAGGGGCUGGUGCCGGGAGAAUCAUGUAUGCAGGGUCAACAUUGCAGACGGAAGCCACUGCGUGGGGUGAAAGAGACAUCCACAGUUGA
Molecule: messenger RNA, 984 nt
Organism: Lolium perenne
Lineage: Eukaryota; Viridiplantae; Streptophyta; Magnoliopsida; Poales; Poaceae
Product: chitinase 10-like
Biological process (GO): chitin catabolic process; cell wall macromolecule catabolic process
Molecular function (GO): chitinase activity
Source: RefSeq, a predicted model, not a curated record